Dovyalis caffra is the source of this 222-nucleotide messenger RNA. The record is from the annotation of a GenBank genome assembly. Lineage: Eukaryota; Viridiplantae; Streptophyta; Magnoliopsida; Malpighiales; Salicaceae.
AUGCCAGGCACCAAGGCUUGGGUCUGCAAGCAUAAAAGGAAAAAACUUUUAAAACCGUUAUCUGCUGCAUCAAGAGUAAGACAGUUAAGGCAUUUGAAAAACAUGGGCUACAAAACCAGUCCGUCACGCUGGAAUUGCCGCCAAAAUUACCGGCAAAACCGCAAAAGCACCCACCCAUCCUGCACUCGGCACGUGUUCUCAAACCACGUCACCAUCUCAUGA